UGGAGGCUAAAUAAUGAGUCCAGAUUUCAAUUGGUAACUUUAGUUCUCCGGCCGGUGUGGAACUGUGCAGAAAGCAGCAACAUCUCCGGGGAGGCUGACUUUUCCCAAAGAUAAGACAUUCCUUUUGUAGCAAAAGGAGAGAUUCAUUCUGGCAUUCAAGGGACAAGCAGCACCCCGAGGACGUUGGGAGAAAUUGUUCUCUCCGAGAAUGACCACCACCAACGAAAUCAGAGUUUUCUUGUCUUUUUUCCCCCCUUCCUUUCUUUCUUUCGUGGAAAAAUCAUACUGACAUUUUAACUUCGUUUGUUAGAAGUCUUAGAAGAAACUUAGCAAACCACCGAGGGGACCUGUGCCAGUUUUUUUUUCUUUUCUGGCUUUGUGAGUUGGCAUGGCAGCUGUGCCUUUUAGGUUUGAAGAUCUUCUAUUUAGUUGGCAUUCCGUCGCCUGGAAUCUGACUUCGCGAGUCCUGGGCGCUGACCGGCUCAGGCAUCUCCAGAUUGUACGCCUGAUGCUUAAACCAUGGUGCAUCUCCAGAGCAGUGUACCAGAUGACAGAGGGCCGCCGGUGUCAGGUUCACCUCCUCGACGACAGGAAGUUGGAACUUCUCGUGCAGCCCAAGCUUUUAUCCAAGGAGCUGCUAGAUCUGGUAGCGUCCCACUUCAAUCUGAAGGAAAAGGAAUAUUUCGGAAUUGCCUUCACUGAUGAGACGGGCCAUUUGAACUGGCUUCAGUUGGACCGCCGGGUGCUGGAACAUGAUUUCCCCAAAAAAUCUGGAUUGGUUGUUUUAUACUUCUGUGUCAGGUUCUACAUUGAGAGCAUUUCUUACCUGAAGGACAACGCCACCAUUGAAUUGUUUUUCCUGAAUGCCAAGUCCUGUAUUUAUAAGGAGCUGAUUGAGGUUGACAGUGAAGUGGUGUUUGAGUUGGCUGCGUACAUCCUACAGGAAGCAAAAGGAGAUUUUUCAAGCAAUGAAACUGUAAGGACGGACUUGAAGAAAUUGCCGGCGCUUCCGACGCAAGCCCUCAAGGAGCACCCAUCUCUGGCUUAUUGUGAGGAUCGAGUGAUUGAGCAUUACAAGAAGCUGAAUGGACAGACCAGAGGCCAAGCUAUUGUCAAUUACAUGAGCAUUGUAGAGUCCCUUCCAACCUAUGGAGUCCAUUAUUAUGCAGUCAAGGAUAAGCAGGGAAUCCCGUGGUGGUUAGGACUCAGCUACAAAGGGAUCUUCCAGUAUGACUAUCACGACAAAGUGAAGCCAAGGAAGAUCUUCCAAUGGCGCCAGCUGGAGAACCUCUAUUUCCGCGAGAAGAAGUUCUCCGUGGAGGUGCAUGACCCACGCAGGGCAUCAGUGACCAGGAGGACUUUCGGACAUAGUGGAAUUGCUGUGCACACUUGGUAUGCCUGUCCUGCCUUGAUCAAGUCCAUCUGGGCUAUGGCCAUCAGUCAACACCAGUUUUACCUGGACAGGAAGCAGAGCAAGUCCAAAAUCCACGCGACUAGAAGCCUGAGUGAAAUCGCCAUUGACUUGACGGAAACCGGAACGCUGAAGACCUCCAAACUGGCCAACAUGGGAAGCAAAGGGAAGAUUAUCAGCGGCAGCAGUGGGAGCCUUUUGUCAUCAGGUUCUCAAGAGUCCGACAGUUCUCAGUCUGCCAAGAAAGACAUGCUGGCCGCCUUAAAAUCCAGACAAGAAGCCCUGGAGGAGACGCUGCGCCAACGCCUGGAGGAACUGAAGAAGCUGUGUCUCCGGGAAGCGGAACUUACUGGAAAAUUGCCGAGGGAGUAUCCCCUCAACCCGGGGGAGGAGCCCCCAAUUGUGAGAAGAAGAAUUGGUACUUCUUUUAAACUGGAUGAACAGAAAAUGCUACCCAAGGGAGAGGAAGCUGAGCUGGAACGCUUGGAAAGAGAAUUUGCCAUCCAGUCCCAGAUCACGGAAGCUGCUCGACGCCUGGCCAGCGAGCCCAACGUCAGCAAGAAGCUGAAGAAGCAGAGGAAGACCUCCUACCUGAACGCGCUGAAGAAGCUUCAGGAGAUUGAAAACUCCAUCAAUGAGUACCGCAUCAGAUCUGGGAAGAAGCCAACCCAAAGAGCUUCGCUGAUCAUAGAUGAUGGAAACAUUGCCAGCGAAGAUAGCUCCCUCUCGGAUGCUCUUGUUCUGGAAGACGAAGACUGCCCGGUUACCAGCACAAUAUCCCCUUUACAGUCACCUCACAAAGGGCUCCCUCCUCGGCCGCCCUUGCACAACAGGCCUCCCCCUCCACAGUCUCUGGAGGGUCUCCGGCAAAUGCACUAUCACAGGAAUGACUACGACAAGUCCCCCAUUAAGCCCAAGAUGUGGAGCGAGUCUUCCUUGGAUGAACCCUACGAGAAGGUGAAGAAGCGUUCUUCUCACAGCCACUCCAGUCACAAGCGGUUUCCCAGCACCGGAAGUUGUGUGGAAGGCGGAGGAAGCAACUCUCUUCAGAACAGCCCAGUGAGGAAUCUUCCCCAUUGGAACACCCAAUCCAGCAUGCCAUCGACACCGGAUCUACGUGUACGCAGUCCCCAUUAUGUCCAUUCCACCAGAUCGGUGGACAUCAGCCCUACCAGACUGCAUUGUUUAGUCCAGCACUUUAGACACCGGAGUUCUAGUUUAGAGUCACAAGGAAAGCUUCUCGGCUCGGAAAACGAGACGGGGAGCCCUGACUUCUACACCCCAAGGACUCGUAGCAGUAAUGGGUCAGACCCCAUGGACGACUGCUCCUCCUGUACGAGCCACUCCAGCUCCGAGCAUUAUUACCCAGCUCAGAUGAAUGCGAAUUACUCUACCCUGGCGGAGGACUCACCUUCCAAAGCUCGCGAGCGCCAGAGACAGCGGCACAAGUCAGCCGGAAACCUCGUCUGCUCCAAUUCGGGAAGCAUGCCCAACCUGGCUGCCGGGAACGGGAACAGCCAUCAUGGUGUCUAUCUGCACAGCCAAAGCCAGCCUUCCUCCCAGUACAGGAUCAAAGAGUACCCGCUGUACAUCGAAGGGAGCUCGACGCCAGUGGUGGUGCGCAGCCUCGAAAACGACCAGGAGGGACACUACAGCGUGAAAGCACAGUUUAAAACGUCCAAUUCGUACACAGCGGGGGGCAUGUUUAAGGAAAACUGGCACGGAGAUGAAGUGGACUCCAUCCGGUUGACUCCUUCCCGGUCUCAGAUCAUAAGGACUCCUUCGUUGGGGAGAGACGGCCACGAAAAGGGAUCGGGGAGGGCUGGGGUCUCGGAUGAACUCAGACUAUGGUACCAGCGGUCCACGGCCACCCACAAAGACCAUAGCCGGUUGUCGCACACAAGCUCCACUUCGUCGGAUAGCAGCUCCCAGUACAGUAGCUCCUCUCAAAGCACCUUCGUGGCGCACAGUAAGGUAACCAGGAUGCCUCCCAUGUGCAAAGCAACGUCAGCUGCCUUACCUCACCAUCCGAGGACUUCAACCACCACACCGAGUGAUUGUGGGUCGUUGACCCCCAGCUGUCCACACCACAUCUUAGCUUGGCAAACUGGAGAUGCCAGAGGCAGCUCACCCACUAUGGAUGAGUCUCAAUCUCCAACUCAGCCGAGUACUGAUGAUGAUUAGAGGAGCUACAGCGAUAGCUGCUACCUGGAUUCUGCCCUUUAUCCAGAACUCUCCGACGUCCAGUGGUACGGACAGGACAAAGCCAAGCCUGGGACCCUAGUCUGACCUCAGCUGUUCAGAUGCAUCCAUGCCAUUUUGGGGGAAAAAAAGAAGAAAAUCACCUCACUGCCUCUUCAUUUGCCUUAUCCAGUUGCCCGACACCAGCUUCAAGCGAAAAAGCACUUUUUGGCCAUCAGACAAGUGAAGAUGAUGAUCACCGAGGGAGCAAUUGUGUCAGUAAUGCAAAACACCUCUUCUUCAGUCCCAGUUCUGCACACUCGUUCCUCCCCCCCCACCACCGACCUUCGCGGGUGUCAAGGCGAGAUAAUAAGGGUGCCCAAUCCAAACCCUUCCUGGAUUUAUCCUUGUCCUUCAAGCGUGCAAAAACGUGUUCUUGGUGCGAAACGGUGAAAUUGAAAAUUCGGAUUUGAAAGGUAAAAACUCAAAGCGGUCGCGAAGAAGAGUGGCAAACGCCCCCGUUUGGGUUCCGAGGCAGGAGAACUGGCGACGCUUGGUCUCCAGAGACGAGCCGGAAGAUCGUCGAAGCAAUUUGUGGUGGCCGCCAAAAGAUUUUGGUAACUUGCCCGAAGGACUCGCUUUUCUCUUACAACGGGGGUAUUUUUAAGCAGCAGCAAUAGCCUUCGUGAUGCUCUUUUGAGAUCCGACAAACCGUGAACCGUGUUAGAUCAGGGAAUGUAAACCCAGGAGAGAGUGGGUGCGGUGGCCUACAGGUGGAGCUCUCGCCUCACAAUCAGGAGGCUGUGAGUUCAAUCCUAGGUAGAGGCGGAUAUUUCUCUCUCUCUGGGCACAAUGGGAAUAUAUCUGCUGAACAAAACUCCGCACUGGCGACAGGAAGGGCAUCUGGCCAGUAAAACACUCUGCUAGCUCCAUUCAGUGGCCCAGACUCCAUCCCGCAAGGGAUUAUGGGGUCGUUAAAAGAAGAUGAAUACAAACCCAGGAUCUGUUGGGAGAAACCAGUUGCGAGAACAGGGAGGCAGGCCAGGUUAUAAGAGGAAGGGGAAAUUUAGUAAUUUUUGCAACAUUCCCCGGGCAAAAAUUUGCAAGAGCACACCGUGAUAUUGAUUGGAAGAACCGUCAUCCGAUGAAGCGAAAAUGCCCCCAAACUGUUCAGUGUUACCAACAAAAAAAAAAAAAAAACCCAUACAAGGGAAGAUCUCAAAUUAAGGGAUGGAUUAAGGCAGGGGUGAAAUCUACUUACCUUCCCUACCGGUUCGGAAGUGCACACGCCACGUCACAUGCGUGCGUGGACCCUCUGCACAUGUGCAAACCUUUCUGUGCAUGUGCAGUGGGUAAAAAAACAGGUUACUUCCUAGUUAAAACCAGGAAGUAACGACGACCGGGCAGGUGGGCGGAGCGUCGCACUGCCGUCGCUUCUGGUUUUCCGAACCGGUCCGAACCGAGAGCAUUUCACCCCUGGAUUAAGGGAAGGUGGAUCGGGAUACAUGGAACGUGAUCUCAAAAGUAUAUUAUGUAUUACUAAUCGUAGGAAAGGAGUUUUGUGAUUCGCCAGGGGAAUUUUUUCUUCAACGAAAGAGAGCGUGGCCGAACUCAUUUGCCUCCCCUCCGUUCCCAAAAUGAACCGUCCGCCAUUAAUUCACCCGCAUUGAAUUCCAAAAACGUGGUCGCUGAGACAGAAAGAGGGAAACGAACGCUUGAGCCAUGAUUUUUACGAAUCCAGAAAGCCAUCCGACUUCCAAAAAGCCUCCAUGUUUUUUAUAAGAAACCCAGACGCGAUCUCCGUGGCCCCUGACCGGGGGUGAAAUCCAGCAGGUUCUGACAGGUUCUGGAGAACCGGUAGCGGAAAUUUUGAACAGUUUGAAGAACCAGCAAAUACCACCUCUGGCUGGCCCCCGAGUGGGGUGGGAAUGGGGAUUUUGCAGUAUCCUUCCCCCGCCACGCCCAUCAAGCCACGCCCACAGAACCGGUAGUAAAAAAAUUUGGAUUUCACCACUGCCCCUGAAAAUCUUGGCGAGCCCACGGGCUUCUCCACAAGCCACCAUCCUUGCCCGUCCCUCCGUUGUCCCUUGUCUUGAGCAUUAUUAACAAGAGCCAAAAUCCGUCUUUUGGGGGAGAGGAGGGGGCUUUCAUUAGCCACCCCUGAUCUGGCCAGAUCUUGAAGGAAGCAGGCCAAGUUUUCGCCAUGGUGCUACUUUGAUGUUUUAUGGCCACUGGACAGCCAGGGUUCCUGCCUUUCUUUUUUUUGUGUUUGUGCGUCAAUUUGGCAAUAGCAAAAAAAAAAAUUCAGGAGAGAGUCCAAAGAGCAAAAAAUAAAAAUAAAAAUACCCACCAACUGCUUCCAUUCAUAAAUGGCGAGGAAUAAUCAGGAAAAAUCAAAAGAAUUUGAAACUGGCUGGCUCUUGAAGAAAAUGGAUAAUGGAAGGAACAAGGUUGAAAUGCAGAGCGGGAACAGGAGAAAAAAUAGAGGCACGUUGUUGGAUAAUGUACUAAGCUAGUCCUCGACUUACAACAGUUCGUUUAGUGACCAAGGUUACAACAGCACUGAAAAAAAAGAGAGAGAGACUUAUGACCGUUUUUCCACACUUACGAUCCCCGUGGCUACGUAAUAGAUAUUCAGAGGCUUGGCAACCGAUUCACAUUUUAUGACGGCCCUGGGGGGGGGGGUCACGUGAUCCCUUUCGGCGACCUUCUGACCAGCCAAGUGAGAAUGGGGAAGCCAGAUUCACUUAACAACCGGAUUACUCGCUUUAAACAACUGCAAUGAUUCAUUUAACGAACAGGGCAGGAAAAGUCGUAAAAUGGGGGCAAAAAACUCACUUAGCAACUGGGUUCCGCUUAGCCACGGAAACUUUGGGCUCCACUGCAACCGUCAUAAUUGUGAGUCAGUCGUCGAGUGUCUGGAUGUCAAUCACGUGACCACAGGGAGGGGGAGGCUGCAACGUAAGUGUGGAAAAACGGUCCUAAGUUACUUUUUUUCAGUGACGUCAUAACUUCGGUCACUAAAUGAAGGGUUGUAAGUUGAGGACGUCCUGCAUUUAGGCAACAACGGAGAGAUCAAAAAAAGGCAAGAUGGCAGCUGCCCACCCACUCCAGACAGCCAUCCCUGGGAAAAAGCAGGCCGUCUAAUCCGGAAUCGGGGAGUAAUUCCAGCAUUUCAUUAUAUGUUGAUUUGCACCCAGCUGAGCUAUCAAAAUAUUCUUUUAAAUCUGGUCAAUCAUUUACUUAUUCACUUAUCCAAACCAGAAAAAUAAGCUUUUGGGUGAUGUUUGAACCGCCCUGCUGUGACAUUAAGACAUUUCUUUCAGGUUAAAAAUAACCGAUCACCUGCUCACACGCUCAUGUCUUUUAUGGUUUAUGGCGUUUUCCAAUCUCGGCAACUUUUCACCUGGGUGGACUUCAACUCCCAGAAUUCCCCAGGCUUGGGGAAUUCUGGGAGUUGAAGUCCACGCAGCUGGAAAGUUGCCAAAAUUGAAAAAAUGCUGGUUUUUAUAGCAUCCUUUUGCUUGUCCUCUUUAUUAGGGGACAAAAGGAACCAGGGUAUCGGAGAGCAAGAAUUAGCAAAAAACAAAAUUCUCAGCUUCUCCAUCAAUCUGUAAUUUUUCCAGAGGGAGGGAAGGGAAUUAUCUACUAUUUUAAAACAUACUUUGAAACAAACCACUUAAUGGGGUUUUUUUUUUAAAAAAAAAAAGGACCAACUUUUCAGUUCAAUCAGAACAGCUAGAAAUCUUGAUUUAUUCUUAUUAUUUUUAAUUUGUAUGCCAAAUGAUAAGCCAGAAUUGCUGGCAGAUGACCAGGGUCAAAUGGGAAAGGAAUAAACCAGAGUUUCAGGGAGUUUUCGGACGGGCUACAGAAUUGCCAAGUUCUUGGGAAGGAACCCAGCAAGCAAAUUCACCCCAGUUAGCAAGUUGAUGGUAUCCGACGUAAACCCAUCACUUCAACAAUGUUGGCUCACAGCCAAAAAUUCAUCCAUGUCUGGACCACAAGAUGCACCUCCUAGAUCUAGUCUACAACGUCAGAUUUUUGGUGUGUGACUUGAGCAGAAAGACAAAACAAAACUUAACUUUUAACAACCCCCCACAACCCUAAUCCUGGCAACCCUAAUUUUGCAAAUUGAUUUUAAAAGAAAAAAAGCUCACGCUCUUCAGCUCGUUUGCAAAUUGGUCCUGGGGUGCGUUGUUUGCUGUGGGAGGGGAGAGAGAAAAACGGGGUGAUUUCCAAUGUUAUUUUUUAUUUCUUUCGAUCGAGGCACUUGUGAGCCAGUCUGGUAGUAAAGACAGAAGUUAAGUAAAACAGGUUUUACUGUUUAAAACUCGAUUCAGUUCUACGGAAAAAAAAUAAAAAUAAAAAAAAUAAUGUACAUAAGAACGUUAAAAUUGAGAGAUCGUGAUAUAACACGAAGGGGGAAAUUCACGGCUACUGUAUGGCCCCAAUUAGCCCCCCCCACCCACUCUUGAAUUCUGCUUUUAUAUAGAGGAAGAAGAAGAAAAGGGUCCUCCUAGGUCUGAAAAUGCUUUUAGUCUGUAUGUAAAACCUUCCCUCCCUCCUCCUGCUUUGUAUAUGCAUUCGCACCAUGUUAAAUGGUGGCCAGGGUUUAUUUUUUAAACAAUAUUAUAUGCAGUUGGGUGUUGAAAAUGUUGGGAAGAGAAGAAGAAAAAGGAAGUUGGUUUUGUUUUUCAACUCAAUAUUAGUUUUGGAUACAGCAGACUCAUUCAGGUGCUAUCAUGACCAAUUAUACUGCUUAGUUAAUUAGAUAUAAAGAAAGGAACGUGUAUAUAUAUAUGUGUAUAUAUACAUAUAUAUAUAUAUAUAUGCAUAUGAGCUCCCUUCUUUAUAUCUUUUAUAUAGAUAUAUAUAAGAUCAACUCUAGUUCCACAUUUUUUUAAAAAAGAAAAAAAAAAGAACUCUUCUGAAAUCGACUGUAAAGCAUGUAAAAUGAUUUGGACUCCUGUACAGCAGUGAUCAAGAAAAACGAGAUACGCUGUUAUAGAGUUGCAGAAUUUUUUUGUUUUUAAAAUCCGCUUUUAAUUUAUUCUUUUUGUAUUAAGAAUUUGUAUAGUUCUCUUUACAUUUUGCAAAAACGGUGUUGUCAACACUUCCUUAUUAAAGCAUUUUCAAGAUGAAAAAAAUAUAUAUAUAUCUGA
This is a messenger RNA of Pantherophis guttatus, 8754 nucleotides long. RefSeq names its product FERM domain containing 4A (gene FRMD4A). The record is from RefSeq and is a predicted model, not a curated record. Lineage: Eukaryota; Metazoa; Chordata; Lepidosauria; Squamata; Colubridae. Gene Ontology annotation, biological process: establishment of epithelial cell polarity. Gene Ontology annotation, cellular component: adherens junction; cytoskeleton; bicellular tight junction.